Molecule: messenger RNA, 270 nt
Organism: Musa acuminata subsp. malaccensis (wild Malaysian banana)
Lineage: Eukaryota; Viridiplantae; Streptophyta; Magnoliopsida; Zingiberales; Musaceae
Source: RefSeq, a predicted model, not a curated record
ACUCGGGUCUGUCGUCACGAUGAGUGCCGAGCCCUUGAAGUAGCAGUUCCAGUAGUUCUUGCCCUUGGAUUGGUAGUAGAGGUUCAUGGCGAUGGAAGCGUGGGACACGAGAGUAUCCGGGUAGAAGCAAGUCCAGCCCCUCUGCAGUACGCUGCAGUCCACCUGAGAGCAAGCAAAGUUCAAGUUUGCAGCCAAGGUCGCUUCAUCCGCCGACGGCUUGGCAACGCACCAGGUUUUCUGCAACACCAUCAAACAGCAACAUUUUUCUGA